Molecule: messenger RNA, 2367 nt
Organism: Passer montanus (Eurasian tree sparrow)
Lineage: Eukaryota; Metazoa; Chordata; Aves; Passeriformes; Passeridae
Gene: CDK18
Product: cyclin dependent kinase 18
Exons: 16
Coding region: 5-2260 (751 amino acids)
Biological process (GO): protein phosphorylation
Cellular component (GO): nucleus; cytoplasm
Molecular function (GO): ATP binding; protein kinase activity
Source: RefSeq, a predicted model, not a curated record
UUCCAUGGCUGCUCUAUUUUUGGCCAACCCAGAAUGUUUGACUAAAUAUAAGACAACAAGGAGCUGGAAUGGGUGGGGGGUGCGGCUGCUAAAUCCACAGCCCCGAGAGGCUGAAAGGCGCACCGGUGCCGGUGUCUCGGGCUCGAGGAGGAGCCGCAGGAGGGAGCUGCCCUGCCUGCCGUGCGAGGCGGGGAUCGCCGCGCCGUGUUUGUGUGUUUGUGCUCUCCGUGCGCGGCUCUGCCCGGGCCGGCGGGGCCGAGCGGGCUCCCGAUCCCGGGGCUGCGGCGGGGAGGAGCCAGCGCCGCACGGAGCCGAGCGCCGGCAGCGCUCCCGCACCGGCACCGGCACCGGCACCGGCACCGGCACCGACACCGACACCGACACCAGCACCGGCACCGCUCCGAGUGCCCCGGCACCGGCACCGGCACCGCUCCAAUUCCCCCGGCACCGGCACCGCUCCAACUGCCCCCUGCUCGGCACCGGCCCCGCUCCCCCUCCCCCGGCACCGGCACCGCUCCAACCGUUUUCCUGCUCCGGCACCGGCACCGGCUCCUCUCGUGUGCUCCGGCACCGCUCCAACCCUCUCCUGCUCCGGUACCGGCUCCGGCAUCCGCCCCGCUCCGGUGCCGGUCCCGCUCCGGUGCCGGUCCCGCUCCAGCCGCUCUCCGGUGCCGGCCCCGCUCCGCUCGCAGCCCGGCCCCGUUCCCGAGCGGCCCCUGCUCUGCCCGCAGCACCGCCCCUGCUCUGCCCCGCAGGAAGGAGGAAGGGACACGGCAGGAGGGAGAGCGACCUGCUCGGCGGCCGGGCUCUGCCCUCCCUGGCAGCACGAGGCAAGAUGAACAAGAUGAAAAACUUCAAGAGGAGGUUUUCGCUCUCGGUGCCGCGCACGGAGACCAUCGAGGAGUCUCUGACGGAGUUCACGGAGCAGUUCAACCAGCUCAACAACCAGAGGAACGAAGACCUGGCUCAGGGACACCUGCAGCUGGCACAGCUGGGCAGGGAGCUGGCAGCUGACGGCAGCCCGCUGUCCCCACCGGAGGGACAGGGCCGCUCGCCGGUGGCCUCCGUGCGCUACCGCAACCACGGCCAGCGCCGCUGCUCCGUGGAGGACGUCAGCAAGCGCCUCUCGCUGCCCAUGGACAUCCGGCUGCCCCCCGAGUUCCUGCAGAAGCUGCAGAUGGAGAGCCUGGAGCUCCCCAAACCCCUGAGCAGGAUGUCCCGCCGGGCCUCCCUCUCAGAUAUUGGCUUUGGGAAGCUGGAAACCUACGUUAAACUGGACAAACUGGGAGAGGGCACCUACGCCACGGUGUUCAAGGGCCGCAGCAAGCUGACGGAGAACCUGGUGGCGCUGAAGGAAAUCCGCCUGGAGCACGAGGAGGGCGCUCCUUGCACGGCCAUCCGGGAAGUGUCGCUGCUGAAGAACCUCAAACACGCCAACAUCGUCACCCUGCACGACAUCAUCCACACCGAGCGCUGCCUCACCCUCGUCUUCGAGUACCUGGACAACGACCUCAAGCAGUACCUGGAGAACUGCGGGAACCUGAUGAGCGUGCACAAUGUGAAGAUCUUCAUGUUCCAGCUGCUCCGUGGCCUGGCUUAUUGCCACGGCAGGAAAAUCCUGCACCGAGACCUCAAACCCCAGAACCUGCUCAUCAACGAGCGCGGGGAGCUCAAGCUGGCUGAUUUUGGAUUAGCCAGGGCCAAGUCUGUCCCCACAAAAACCUACUCCAACGAGGUGGUGACGCUCUGGUACCGGCCCCCCGACGUCCUGCUGGGAUCCACCGAGUACUCCACGCCCAUCGACAUGUGGGGGGUCGGCUGCAUCCACUACGAGAUGGUGACGGGCCGGCCGAUGUUCCCCGGCUCCACGGUGAAGGAGGAGCUGCACCUCAUCUUCCGCCUGCUGGGAACCCCCACCGAGGACACCUGGCCCGGGAUAACGUCCAACGAGGAGUUCAAGGCUUACAACUUCAGCCAGCACCGAGCCCAGCCGCUGCUGAAUCACGCCCCGAGGCUGGACUCGGAAGGGGUUGACCUGCUGACAAAUCUGCUCCUGUACAGAGCCAAGGGCCGGAUCUCAGCCGAGGCAGCCCUGCAGCACCCCUACUUCAGGAGCCUGGGCGAGCGCGUGCACCUCCUGCCUGACACUGCCUCCAUCUUCUCCCUGAAGGAGAUCCAGCUGCAGAGGGACCCCGGGCAGCGCGGCUCGGCCUUCCAGCACUCAGCCCGCGGCAAGAACAGGCGGCAGAGCAUCUUUUAAACCUUUAAACCGGGACCGGCGGCGCCCUGGUUGCCGUGGAGAUGGAAGCGCUGAGAAGGGAGCGGCUCCCACCCGACCCUCGGCAGAAUUCCCGGCUCCAGCAGGAC